Diaporthe citri is the source of this 2613-nucleotide messenger RNA. RefSeq lists its product as uncharacterized. Lineage: Eukaryota; Fungi; Ascomycota; Sordariomycetes; Diaporthales; Diaporthaceae. The transcript is spliced from 2 exons. The record is from RefSeq and is a predicted model, not a curated record. The coding region runs from base 1 to 2613 and encodes 870 amino acids.
AUGGAAGGCUCUCGGACAAUAGAAGAUUGGGAAGAUCACCAAGUCUACCUCCACAAUCGCCUUGUGGCUGCUGCUAAGGAGGCCUACCGGCCUCACCACGCGAAGGCCACUACUAACCAUCCGGAGUCCGCGUAUGGCACACCCGAAUCAGAAGCUGACGAGCAAUCACAAGGUCUCCCGGUCCGGCAAUGGCGCAAGCAAACGGUGACUGUUGCACCCCCUCCCGAACGUGAAGAAAACAAGAAGCAGGACCGCUGGGCUGUGGAACUACCACAUGGAAUGCCCAGGGACACCCCUCUGCUUACCCCACACAACCAAGAACUGCUGAGGCUGGCGCGUUCUGGAAAGCUGUACAAGAAGCGGCCGCUUCCCGAGGAAGACGACGCCGACGCCGACGGUAUACCUGGUGAAAAACAGGACAAGAAGGAGUCGGCGGCGAGCGAGGGCUACGGCUUCAAGGUCAGGAAAUGGGUACGGCUGGAGCGCAGCGCCGAGGAUGCAGGGAUCAACCACCUGGCUCCAAGACAAAAAAAUACUAUCACGAGGCCGUCAAAACAGCUCGGAACGCAGGUCACAGGACCUAUGGUCACGAAAGCUACAGUCAAGAGGUUAGAUGCUGCUGGGAACCCAUAUACGCAAGAAGUCAUUGUCCCCGACGGACAGCGCGUCGACGGGGAGAUUAUUUCUACCAGUGUUGUUCCCGCACCCGAGGCGACUGGCGAGGCAGUAUUGCCCAUAGCGACGCCUGCGAGAAGAAAGCCACCUAUUCCUCAGAAGAAGAAAGGCCGUGGCCGCGGCCGUGCUGGGAGAGGCCGGGGAAGGCUCCCACUGGCUACCCCCACUCGACCUGUUCCCCAGCAGGAUGGGUCCACCGAAGUCAAGCCCGAGAACGUCGGUCCAGAUGGUGUUAAGAUCGAGUCUGAGGAUGCCUCUCGGGCCGCUGGUGAUAUCGAAAUGAACGAGUCUAGUGCGCUUGAUGACGACGAUGGAGACGAGGGAUCUGGCGAUGACGACGAGGGCGAUGGCGAUGAGAGCGGGACACCUGCCGCCGAGGGGGAAGAUCAGGAGAUGAAAGACGCCCCUGCAUACCCGCCUCCGGAGCCUGUUGCAGAUGCUCCGCCUGCUACAGAUGCUCCGCCUGCUACAACGUCGGCAGAGGUGGCACAGCCGGGUGCGAACCUCGCGCCGCCUCAGUUGGUCACCGACCCUGUGCAGCUCGAGGGAAGCCCGCUGAAGAAUGUGACGCUUCGGUCGCCGACGGAUCCAUCACCACACCUGUCGCCAAUAGCAACAACAACCGCCGCCGCCGCCGCCGCGAGCGCAGACGCUGGUCUCUCUGAGGUGCCGGGUGAGUCCACCCUCGGCCUUCAGCCAUCCAUGCCAGAGCCGCAGCAACCAAUUCUGCUCUCGCAGGCGUUCUUUAGAGAAAAUCCCGUUGACAAUGAUCCUGCAGAACCGCCCGCUCCAGUACCCGCAGAGGCAAUUCCUACAGAGGAUUCCCGAAUGGAUGGUGUCACCUCCACCAAUACCGAAUCCCAGGACACAGGCCCAGAGCCGAUCCCAAAUCAAACAAUUGUCCCAUCCGAUGUAUUUCAGUCAGUACCCGUCGUCGAGUCAGCACCUGUCAUCGAGCCGCCGCCCGUCGUCGAACCAUUACCUGCUGCCGAUCCGCCACCAGCGCUCGAGGGGCCACCCGCCGUCGAGACACCGCCUGUAUUUGAGCCUCCGCCUGUAUUUGAGCCUCCGCCUGUAGUUGAGCCAUCGCCUGCAGUCGAGCCGCCACCGGUAGUUGAGCCACCAUCGCAGGUCGAAGAACUUCCAGCCGCGCCGCCAAAGGAAGACGUCCCGCUACCAUCCAACGAGGAACCCAUGCCCGGCCAGGCGAUUGGACCUUUAGAGCAGCAAGUUCCUGCUGUCACUGAGCCGGCGCCACCAUCCCCGGUCAUAGCACCUGCGCCUGCCCCCUCGCCCUCGCCACCGCCAGUCGCACAAGUCCCGGUAGAGGAGGUAAUGGGUGAUGUAGGCACUGGUGACGUCAAGGAUGAGUCCGGAAGUGCAGAGGGAAUACCUGCUGAGGGCGUACAUGCUGAGGGCGACAUUGCCGCAGAUGUAGUUGUCGAGGACGCGGGAACCGAAGCCUUAGGAGCCGAGAAUGCCGGUGACGAGAAUGCUGCCGAGACUGCCGGUGCCGAAGAUGCUGGCGCCAAGGACCUACUUGGAGCCGACGAUGUGCGAGCCGCUGAAGGGCCAACUCCAGAUGUGGGAACCGAGGACGUGGGAACUGAAGACGUGGUAACGGAGGACGGAAGCUUCGAUAUCCUUGGUUCAUUGUCUACGAGUCUGAACCAACAAGCCGAAGACGAUGCACCACCGCCGUCUCUUCCAGCAGGCCCUGCUGAAACCGUGGCAUCCGAGCCAGCUCAUCCCGUCCAACCCGAUGAGAUAGCCCAGCCAUCCCAGGCCGACGAGACGGGCCUGAGUGGCCAGAUUGAGGAGACUUCGCGGACGGAUCACGCGGAGGAGACGGGCGAGGCUAGCAAGACCAGCGAAAUCAAGGAAGGAGGUGAGGCACAAGCACAAGAAUUGCCCGGGAAGCCCGAAGAGCAGAUCUGA